CUUGUUUGUGAUUCUAUUUUGUCUGGUUAUUGCUAAUUGAUACUACUUUUUUUUUUAUUACGUAUAGAGGUUUAUAACUUUCUAAUUAUGAAGAGAAUAACGCUUUUUGUCAAUGGCACCAAUAUUUCAAAUGGCAAGAAGGUUUAUUAAGUUUUACAAAGGAAUAUAAUUCAAAAAUCUAAAAUUUAUAUAAUUUAGAUAUUUUCUUAUUUUUUUACAUGUUUUGUUGUAUGUAACAACUAAGUUUUCCAAUCAAAAUUUAUUCAGGUAUUUAUGGUAACCAAUUCACUAGAUGAAUUAUUAACAGCAGCUAGCACAAAAUUUAACAUUGUUGCCAAAAGAAUAUUUAAUGUUCAAGGUGGAGAAAUUGAUGAUAUUAAUCUAGUCAGGGAUGAUGAUGUUUUAUACGUUUCAUGUGGAGAAGAUUUUAUUUCAAAGGAUAAGCUUUGUAUUCCAAGUCAAUUAAAUACAUAUUCAGAAUGGAUUACACUGAAUGUUGGUGGAAAAUAUUUUACAACAACCAGAGAUACUUUAACAAAAAAGGAACCAAUGAGUAUGUUGGCCAGAAUGUUUACAGACACUACAGGCACUGAACAAAGGAUCUUACCUAGCCGACAAGAUAAAAAUGGUGCAUUUCUAAUUGAUAGAAGUCCUACAUAUUUUGAACCAUUGUUGAAUUAUUUAAGACAUGGACAAAUAAUACUUGAUACCAAUGUGAAUGCAGCAGGUGUUUUGGCAGAAGCACGCUUUUAUGGAAUAGAAGGUGCUAUUAAUAUAUUGACUGAAAUGGCAGAUGAAGAAGAGCUCCAAAGAAGUGGUUUAGUAUCAUUAACUCGUAAAGAUGUACUUAAAGCAAUUAUGUCAACACCUACAACAUCAGAACUUAGGUUUCAAGGUGGUAAUUUUGUUGGUGCUGACUUAUCACAAUUAGAUCUCAGAAAUAUAAAUUUCAAGUAUGCAAUUAUGCGUGGCUGUAGUUUGGCAGGUUCAAAUUUAUCGGGUUGUUGCUUUGAACGAGCCGAUUUAUCUCAUGCAAAUUUACAAGGUGCUGUGUUAAGUUGUGUAAGAAUGCUAUGUGCAAAUCUAGCUGCUGCCAAUCUUCGUUCAUGUAAUUUUGAAGAUCCUUCGGGCGUACCUGCUAAUAUGGAAGGUGUGAAUCUUAAAGGUGCCAAUCUUGAAGGCAGUAUUAUGUCUGCUGUAAAUCUUAGAGUAGCAACAUUAAAAAAUGCUAUUUUAAGAAACUGUGAUCUUAGGUCAGCAGUAUUAGCCGGUGCAGAUUUAGAGUGCUGUGAUUUAUCAGGAUCCGAUUUACAUGAUGCAAAUUUGCGUGGCGCAAAUUUUAAAAAUGCCGAAUUUAAUCGAAUGUUAACACCAUUACAUAUGUCUCAAACGAUACGAUAAAUUUAUUUUAGAUUCUACAAUAUAAAUAUUUAUUUAAUAUA
Apis mellifera (honey bee) is the source of this 1442-nucleotide messenger RNA. Its product is annotated as BTB/POZ domain-containing protein KCTD9. Lineage: Eukaryota; Metazoa; Arthropoda; Insecta; Hymenoptera; Apidae. Gene Ontology annotation, molecular function: protein binding. Gene Ontology annotation, biological process: protein homooligomerization; intracellular signal transduction. The transcript has 8 exons. The record is from RefSeq and is a predicted model, not a curated record. Bases 274 to 1401 code for a protein of 375 amino acids.